Mesitornis unicolor (brown roatelo) is the source of this 659-nucleotide messenger RNA. RefSeq names its product DNA-damage regulated autophagy modulator 1 (gene DRAM1). Gene Ontology annotation, biological process: regulation of autophagy. The transcript is spliced from 6 exons. The record is from RefSeq and is a predicted model, not a curated record. NCBI's taxonomy places the organism in Eukaryota, Metazoa, Chordata, Aves, Mesitornithiformes, Mesitornithidae. The annotation marks the transcript as partial. Gene Ontology annotation, cellular component: lysosome.
CUUCCUGCUUUUAGUGACACUGGAACUAAACCUCCAGAGAGUGGUGUCUUUGGUUUUAUGAUUAAUAUUUCAGCACUUUUAGGAGUAAUUACAAUGUACAUCAGAUAUUUACUAGUAGAGAAGCAAAAUGAGUCAUCGCACUUUGUUAGGUCUUCGUGCAACGUGCUUUCACUAUGUAUUGGAUUGAUGGGCUGUAUUGGAAUGGGCAUAGUUGCAACUUUUCAGGAGCUGUCUGUUCCCAGUGUCCAUGACAUAGGAGCUUUGGUGGCAUUUGGCUCAGGUGUUGUGUACAUUACACUCCAGUCUAUAAUCUCUUAUAAGUCCUGUCCCCGAUGGAACACUUACUUUGUGUGUCACAUAAGGAUGGCUAUAUCUGUAAUAUCAUGCAUUGCUUUCAUUCCCAUGAUUGUGUUUGCUUCGCGAAUUUCCAUGACAAAAAUCGAUUGGACUCCAGAUGAAAAGGAUUAUACUUACCAUCUUGUGAGUGCGAUCUGUGAAUGGACAGUGGCCUUUGGUUUUAUUUUCUUCUUUUUAACGUUCAUUAGAGAUUUUCAGAGAGUUUCUUUGAGGAUAUCAACAGAAAUACAUGAUGAAUCCUGGUAGUGGAGAAAAUUGUAUUUUAUAUAUAUGACUGCUCUAGGUUUCUUUUUACUUAUAGA